Messenger RNA from Nyctereutes procyonoides (raccoon dog), 1332 nucleotides. RefSeq names its product tripartite motif family like 2 (gene TRIML2). Lineage: Eukaryota; Metazoa; Chordata; Mammalia; Carnivora; Canidae. The record is from RefSeq and is a predicted model, not a curated record. Gene Ontology annotation, molecular function: zinc ion binding; protein binding. The transcript has 7 exons. The coding region runs from base 1 to 1332 and encodes 443 amino acids.
AUGUCCCGACGGCUCAGCGCCCAGCGAGGGCAGAACAUCCCAGAGGAUGCCUGCUGUGAGGAGCACCGGGAGCCGCUGCGGCUGUUCUGUGAGGAUGACCAAGCCCUGCUCUGCGGCCGGUGCUUCCGCCCCGAGGAGCACGAGAAUCACGUGGUGAACGGAGUGCGGGAGGCUGCAGACCGUUACAGGAAAUUAUUCCAGGGGAUAUUGAACACAUUGAAGGAGAAACUUGAAGUAGCGAAAAGCAUAUUGGCUGACGAACAGGAAAGAAUGGUGAUGAUUCAGGGAGAAGAGCAGGAUUUUAAAGAGAUGAUUGAGUCUGAAUAUAGGAUAAGGUUCCGGUUGAUGGUUGAAGAGGAGAUGAAUGUCCAGAGCCAGCAAGGGUGCAUAUUCAACCCCAGCACGAGGGAAGACAAUCAGAAUCAGCUGAUGGAGUUUGCCACGGAGUUGAAGGAGAAGUCCCAGGAAACACUACGGAGACUGAAUGAUUUGGGGAAAGAGAACAUGAAUAAACUGAAGGAGAGUGAAGUCAGGCUUUCUGAACAGAUCUGUAGCCUCCAAAGAAUCACUGAAGAGCUAGAAAAGAAGUGUGGGGAAUACACCCUAGCAUUGCUCCAGAAUGCGAGAUACUCUGUGGAAAGGAGCGAGUCACUACUGCUUCAGUGUCUGGAGCCUGCCCAAAUCACAGACCUGAGUUUAUGCCAAGUGACAGGAAUGAGUGGAAUGCUCAAAGUUCUCCAAAGAGCUGUCACUUUGGAUCCUAAUACAGCUCAUCCCUGUCUGGUCUUAUCUGAGGAUCGGAGAAGUGUAUGUCUCAGGAAUGUCCAGCAGGAUGUGCCUGACGGCCCCGGGAGGUUCAUCUUCGAGGCCACCGUGUUGGGGGUGGAGAGCUUCACUUCAGGGAGGCACUACUGGGAGGUGGAUGUGGAAAAGGCAACCAGGUGGCUGUUGGGGAUAUCUGAAGACUCUGGCAGUGGACACAGUGACCUACCCACUGCUGCCAGAGAUAAAGUCUUACUCAUAGGUUCUAUGAUGGGAACUAAUUAUACGUUCUGGGUCUUUCCCCCUCUGAAGAAAGUCUCCUUGAGAGGAGAGCAGAUGCACAAAGUUGGAGUCUUCCUAGACUACAAGUAUGGGCAGUUAUCCUUCUAUGAUGUGACAGAUAGAUCUCUCAUUUAUAAUUUCUCUUCUCUUACCUUCCGGGGAGCUGUCAGACCCAUAUUUUCUCUUUGUAUCCCAACUGGAGGCACAAAUUCUGACUCACUCAGUGUUUGCUGUCCUCAUGUUGCGUCUUGUGAUGUUACUGUUAGCCCACAGGCUUCCUCAGCAUGA